AUGCUUCCAAAGUCCCGCCAGGCGCCAUGCGGGCCGCACUUGCACGGCAUGCACAAUCCGCCGAGCCAGGACACGCGUAGCUGCUGGGUAGCCGGUGUUGCGGUUUCCAUUAUUCUGUACCUUUUCAAUAAUUUUCAGGGCUUGACAACGCUGGCAAGCUCGGCCCUCGGGAUGGAUAACAAAAGGCUAAGUAAACAGCCAGGGUUUUGGCGAGCCUCCUAUCUACAGAGCGGUGAUGAGAGGCGACCAAUGGUAGUGGGCGUAAGUUCGCCAACCAUGUGCAACGCAUUGAAUGGAUGGUUCCGGGGGGGUUAA
Molecule: messenger RNA, 315 nt
Organism: Pyricularia pennisetigena
Lineage: Eukaryota; Fungi; Ascomycota; Sordariomycetes; Magnaporthales; Pyriculariaceae
Exons: 3
Coding region: 1-315 (104 amino acids)
Source: RefSeq, a predicted model, not a curated record